ACUGGAAUCACCGGCACUAGCUCAUCACGGGCUGAGCGGCCGCACCUGCAGCUCGUCAAACGGCGCCUACUUAGGCAGAGGAGGAAUGCAGAGUGGUGAGGAAUGUCUCCCAACGAGCACACUAACCCUUACCUCCUCUGUUGCAGAGAGCAGCGUGUGACCGUCAGCCCCACCAAGGAGAGCACAGCACGGGAUCCACCACUCAGGACACAGAGAGCACGAGGGACUUGGAGCACCACGGAGAACACCGCCUUCACUCAGAGCACAGUUCAUUCAAUAAAUCCACCCUUCGGGGACUUUUUCUGUCUUUCGGUUGUCGUGUAGUUCCUCACCCCGCCACACUGGUGGAGAAUGCGGGCAAGAGUGUGAGGUGGACACCGACAACCGACCCCUGAGGAGACCGUUAAAGCCACCCGUUUGUUUUUUUUGUUUUUCUUUUUUUCCCCCUUUCAUUUGUAUCUGCUCUGUUUCCACAGGCGGCCGCUCCUCCCCCGGCAUGGAAGAACUGCUAAAACACCUCACCGAGGUGAGCAUCCGCCAGCAGCAGAUAAUGGAACACAUGGCCUCACGUCAAGGAGACGCCGAACGUGAGCUCGCCGCCCUCCGCGCCGCCACCCACCGCACGCCGCUGCCUGACCCCCGUGUCCAAGCCGUCCAGCUGAUGCCACGAAUGACGGCGCAUGAUGACGUGGAGAUGUACAUUCAGAUGUUUGAGGCCACCGCAGUCCGGGAGGCGUGGCCAGAGGACGAGUGGGCCCGACUCCUCGCGCCGCUGCUGACCGGGGAAGCGCAGCGGACGUAUUUCACCAUGACGGCCGAGAGAAGCCGGAACUAUGGAGAAGUGAAAAAGGAGAUCCUGAGCCGAGUAGGCCUUUCCCCAAUCUGUGCGGCGCAGCAGUUCCAUGACUGGGAAUAUCGAGCUCGACAGCCCGCUCGCGCCCAGGCGGCCGAACUAUCCCGGUUGGCCCAACAUUGGCUGUUGACCGGGGGUCCCUCCACACACCAGGUAGCUGAGCGUGUGGUGAUCGACCGACUCCUCCGCGCCCUUCCCCGCGCGUUGAGGCAGGCGGCUGGCAUGAGGAACCCCACCGAUCUCGACGGGCUCGUGGAGGCCAUUGAGCUGGCGGAGGCCGCCCAACACCGGGAGAUAGGGGAGCAAGUGCCGCCUUUUCCCCGAAGGGUGGUCCAGGAGCGACGCUCGCCGGAGGGCACCCAGCGACCCCUGAGCAGGCCUGCGGUUCCCGGCCCCCAGAACGAGCCAAUGCCCACCGAGCCGCCGCGUUCCCCAGGACGGACAUGGCUAGCAGGCUGUUCAGUCCACGGUCCAGCGCCGAAGGCACCUCGGGCCAAGGUGCGCAUCAACGGCCGGCCAUUCGUCGCCGUCCUCGACUCGGGCAGCGGGGUAAGCCUGAUACAACCGACUGUCCUUCCGCCCCGAACAGGUUCCAGAGCCCGGCUGGCGAUAACGUGCGUGCACGGGGAUACCAGACAUGUGCCGGCCCGGCGAGUGACCAUCACCGCGACACCUGGUUCCUGGCCCGUCGAAGUGGGAAUCCUAAGGAACCUACCGGUACCCAUUCUCCUCGGCCGGGAUUGGCCGGGGUUCGAUCAGCUCCUCACCUCCAGCACACAGCCUGCUAGCCCGGCCGGGAACCGCCGACGCCGGAGUCCAGCAAGGCGCCCUCGACGAGGCCCCGCGCUGCUGACGACGGACAGCCCUCGGGGAGGUGAGUCCCCCUCCCAAAACUCUAACCUGUUCUUCGAUGUCUUCCAGCAGAUAGCGGGAGGGGGGACGCUCGCCAAAGAGCAGCAUGGGGACGAACGCCUCAAGCAUUGCUGGUCUCAAGUGCGGGUGGCGGAAGGAGAGGAUCUACAACCAGCUCCCCACCCCACACCCCACUUCAUCAUCCAAAACGGCCUGCUCUACUAUGUCGGCCAGCGGAGGGGGGAGGAAAAGACGCUGUUGGUGGUACCGCGGAGCAAAGUCCCGGCGAUCUUGGAACUCGCCCACGCCCACCCGAUGGCUGGCCACCUCGGCGCCCAAAACACUGUGCAACGGAUCCGGGACCGCUUCCACUGGCCAGGACUGGAGGCGGAUGUCAAACGGUACUGCCAAGCGUGCCCGACGUGCCAACGGACCUCGCCACAUACUCCUCCCCCUAGCCCGCUGAUCCCGCUGCCGAUCAUUGAGGUGCCCUUCGAGCGCAUCGGGAUGGACCUGGUGGGGCCGCUGCCGAAGUCCGCCCGGGGGCAUGAACAUAUCCUGGUUAUCGUGGAUUAUGCCACCCGCUACCCAGAGGCCAUUCCCCUCCGCAAGGCCACCGCCAAGAACAUCGCACAGGAGCUCUUCCUACUGAGUAGUCGGGUUGGCCUACCAGCGGAGAUCCUGACCGACCAGGGCACCCCUUUCAUGUCCUGGAUCAUGGCUGACCUCUGCAAACUCCUCAAAGUCCGACAGAUCCGGACCAGCGUGUACCAUCCACAAACCGAUGGGCUCGUGGAACGCUUUAACCUGACCCUUAAACAGAUGCUGCGGCGUGUCGUGGCCGAGGACCGACGCGACUGGGACCAGAUGAUCCCGUAUGUGCUGUUCGGGGUCCGGGAGGUGCCCCAGGCGUCCACCGGCUUCACGCCCUUCGAGCUCCUCUUCGGCCGCCAACCCCGAGGGCUCCUAGAUGUCGCCCGGGAAGCCUGGGAACAACAGCCUGCGGUAUGUCGGACCACCCUCGAGCACAUCAAGGCCAUGAGAGAGCGGAUCGACAGGGUCAUGCCAUUGGUCCGGGAGCAUCUGACCAAGGCCCAGCAAGACCAGCAGCGCCUCUUCAAUCGGGCUGCCCAACCCCGGGAGUUCCAGCCGGGAGAUCACGUCAUGGUACUGGUCCCCACCUCAGCCUGUAAGUUCCUGGCCCGCUGGCAGGGCCCAUAUACGGUCACCGAACGGGUGGGACCCGUCACCUACAAAGUGCGCCAACCCGGCCGCCGAAGGGAAGAGCAGCUCUAUCAUAUAAACCUGUUGAAGCGCUGGGUGGGGACCGGGCCCCAGCUCUCUGCCCUCGCCGCCACCUCUCCCGUGGUUGUGGACAUGGAUCCCCAUCUCUCCGCAGCCCAGAAGACGGAACUGCAGCACCUGGUCGGUCAGUUCUCGGAUGUGUUCUCCCCUCUGCCAGGGCGGACGACCGUCAUCCAGCACGAAGUCCGAACACCACCAGGAGUUAUCGUCCGGCAGCGGCCCUAUCGUGUCCCGGAGGCUCGGCGACACGCAAUUGAGACAGAGGUACAGGAGAUGUUGAAGUUGGGGGUAAUUGAGCCCUCGCGGAGUCCUUGGUCCAGCCCCAUCGUAAUGGUCCCGAAGCCCGACGGCACCCUAAGGUUCUGCAACGACUUCCGCCGCCUAAAUGAGGUCUCUGAAUUCGAUGGCUAUCCCAUGCCCCGCGUCGAUGAGCUCCUGGAUCGACUAGGAAGGGCCCGGUUCAUAUCGACUCUCGACCUCACCAAAGGGUAUUGGCAAGUCCCCCUGUCUAAGGAUGCCAAGCCUAAGACAGCCUUCUCGACCCCCAGUGGCCACUGGCAGUACCGGGUCCUUCCCUUCGGCCUGCACGGGGCUCCCGCCACAUUCCAGAGGCUCAUGGAUGUCCUGCUGAGGCCCCAUAUGGCCUACGCCGCGGCCUACAUCGACGACGUGGUCGUCCAUUCAGAGACCUGGGGGGAACAUUUGGAGCGGCUCCGGAGGGUGCUGCUGGACCUCCGCCGGGCGGGGCUCACCGCCAACCCCCGGAAAUGUCACCUGGCUCUCUCCGAAGCCAAGUACCUGGGCUUCUGCGUGGGACGCGGCCUCAUCCGCCUCCAGGAAAAGAAGGUGACAGCUAUCCUCUCGGCACCGCGGCCCUCUACCAAGACCCAGCCUUUUCCCUGACAGAUCUGACCAGGAAGGGGCAACCUGAGAAGGUAGCCUGGAGUCCAGAAGCGGAAGAGGCGUUCCAGCAGGUGAAGUCAGCCCUCACCACGGAGCCAGUCCUGCGAGCCCCCGACUUCAACUGCCCCUUCCUGGUGCAAACCGACGCCUCGGACACCGGGUUUGGAGCCGUUCUCUCCCGGGUCCAGGACGGCGAGGAACACCCGGUGAUCUUUAUUAGCCGGAAGCUGACCCCGACCGAACAACGGUAUGCCGCCGUGGAGAAGGAAGCACUGGCCGUCAAGUGGGCAGUCCUGGAGCUCCGCUAUUACCUCCUCGGAUGCCGGUUCACCCUGCUGACAGACCAUGCGCCACUGCAGUGGAUGGCCCGCGCAAAGGACACCAACCCCAGGGUAACCCGCUGGUUCCUUGCGCUCCAGGACUUCCACUUCACCAUACAACAUCGGGCGGGGACGGCCAACGCCAACGCGGACGGCCUCUCCAGGAUAGGGG
Carassius gibelio (silver crucian carp) is the source of this 4405-nucleotide messenger RNA. RefSeq lists its product as uncharacterized. Gene Ontology annotation, biological process: DNA integration. Gene Ontology annotation, molecular function: nucleic acid binding. Lineage: Eukaryota; Metazoa; Chordata; Actinopteri; Cypriniformes; Cyprinidae. The coding region runs from base 497 to 3913 and encodes 1138 amino acids. The transcript has 2 exons. The record is from RefSeq and is a predicted model, not a curated record.